GCAACGCGAAGUGCUCGUGUAUUUGUUUACAGGCGAGGAAAUCACAAACAGGGACUCCUCACAGAGCUACGGAAAUUUAUAUGAUAAACAGCUUUAAAUCACAGGAAAACGAUAAUCAAAGGAAAUCAUGAGUUCAAGACAAGUAUUGCAAGUAUUUGAGCAAUAUCAGAAAGCUCGGACCACAUUUGUACAGACAGUUGCAGAGCUUGCAUCAAGACCACAGAAUAUUGAAACUUUACAGAAUGCAGGUGUGAUGUCUCUGCUUCGUCCUCUUCUUCUGGACAUUGUACCCACAAUUCAACAGACAUCGGCUUUGGCGCUGGGUCGGUUGGCAAACUAUAACGAUGACCUAGCUGAAGCAGUAGUAAAGGGAGACAUCCUUCCUCAACUCGUAUAUUCCCUUGCUGAGCAAAAUAGAUUCUACAAGAAGGCGGCCGCAUUUGUUCUUCGGGCCGUAGCCAAGCACUCCCCUCAGCUGGGCCAGUCUGUUGUAGACUGCGGAGCUCUUGAUGCUCUGGUCAUCUGCCUUGAAGAGUUUGAUCCGGGGGUCAAGGAAUCGGCAGCAUGGGCUCUGGGAUACAUCGCCAGGCAUAACGCAGAACUUGCCCAGUCCGUGGUGGAUGCUGGCGCCGUACCCCUGCUGGUUCUAUGUAUCCAGGAGCCAGAGCUUUCAUUGAAGCGUAUAGCUGCCUCGGCUCUGAGCGAUAUCUGCAAGCAUUCUCCUGAACUGGCCCAGACCGUUGUUGAUGCCGGAGCCAUCGCUCACCUCGCUCAGAUGAUCCUCAACCCUGAUGCCAAACUCAAGCGUCAAGUAUUCUCCGCCUUGAGUCAGAUCUCCAAACACUCCGUAGACCUGGCAGAGAUGGUGGUCGAAGCCGAGAUCUUCCCCGCCGUCCUAACCUGCCUCAAGGACCAGGACGAGUAUGUCCGUAAGAACGUGGCCACGCUGAUCCGCGAGAUCGCCAAGCACACCCCCGAGUUGUCUACGCUGAUCGUCAACGCAGGGGGCGUGGCUGCUGUGGUGGAUUACGUAGCGGAAUCCAAGGGCAAUGUGAGGUUACCCGGUGUCAUGAUGCUGGGCUACGUGGCCGCUCACUCGGAGAAUCUAGCAAUGGCUGUUAUUGUCUCCAAGGGUGUAACGCAGCUAGCUAUGACGCUUGCAGAGGAACCAGAAGACCACAUACAGGCCGCAGCAGCAUGGGCGCUAGGUCAGAUAGGACGUCAUACCCCAGAGCAUGCCAAGGCCGUUGCUCAAGCUAAUGUAUUACCUCGCCUGGUCGAGUGUUACCAGAGAGCCGACGCAUCGGAAGACCUCCAAACAAAGGCCAAAAAGGCUCUCAAGAACAUCCUCCAGAAGUGCGUUCACCUCCCUGCCUUGGAGCCCCUCCUCCACGACGCCCCGCCCAACAUCCUCAAGCACGUGGUUGGCCAGUUCGGCAAGGUACUUCCUCACGACCCCAAGGCACGUCGUCUGUUUGUUACCAGCGGCGGGCUGAAGAAGGUCCAAGAGAUCAAGGCCGAUGCCGGGUCCGUCCUGGAGGAGUACAUCAAUACCAUCAACAACUGCUUCCCUGAGGAGAUUGUCAAGUACUACUCCCCUGGAUAUUCAGAUGCUCUAUUGGACAGAGUCGAUCAAUACCAACCCGUCGGUGAUAAUCAGGUCUACAACUAACUUUCCCGGACAUCCAGUCAAAUAUACUCCAAAAUAAUAAAACUCUGUGGAUCAGUAGUUGUUGCAUUUUCACUUGGGGCAGGGAUCGUAAACUAGGGAUGAACUAUGUCUGCAGGAAUACGCCUUGAAUUUUGUGUAAUGUACCUAAUGCAUCGUUUAUAUGCAAUCCUUAGUCAAAAUUCAAUUGUAUUCUGUAUUCAGUCCUUAAUUAUUUAAAAUAUAGAUAUAUGAAUUAUACCAAGGGUCUUUGGAAACAGGAAUCUACAAGAUAAUUGUGGAUCGGUAGUUUUUGUAUUUUCACACAUUGGGAGCUUAAAAUAUAGGGAUGAACUAGGUCUUCAGGAAUGUGCCAUGAGUUUGGCAUUCAUGUACCUCUUGCAAAGCUGUGAUAUGCGAUCCAUAAAUAAUAUUCAAAUAAUUCUGUAUUCAUUCAUUUAUUAAUUCAAAUUGAUGUCUAAAUCUUACCCAAGGACGCUUGGAAAUAGAAAUCAAUGGGGUUGUCAUGGAUCAGUGGUUUUUGCAUUUAACAGGGGCUUGAAAUGUCGGGAUGAAUAAUAAUGACGAUGAGAAUCUGACCAAAACACAUGUUUUGUAUGCAGAAUUUGUAAUCAUUUAAGAAAGGAUGUAGAGGGGGGUUACUUGAUUUUUCAUACCAAUUUAAAUGUUUUCUCUCUGUCCCAUCUUGAAUGAAGAUCCCCAUACCAUGAUACCCCUUUGAGCAAAAUGAAAUGCAUUUCUUAUUAUCUCAUGAUAAAUGUUAGUUGUGGGGGAAAUUGGAAGCAUUUGGCUGGAACUGAGAAAAUUUCUUUGAAAUGAUAUUAAGAAUAAACCUGUUAAUGCCAUUUGAGAAGAUGUUCAUUAUACAGUGGAAAUUCUAUCACAGUGGAAUGCAUUCAAUACUUUCAGACUCAAAAGGGUUCGAGCAUAUAACAUUUACACCGUGUCUGUGUAUUUUGUUGAUGUUGGGUUAUUUAUAAACCAUAUAUCUGCAAGAUUGGUAUUCUAAAUUCAUAGCACAUUGGUUACCUUAAAGGUAAAGAAUGAACACUGAUUUCAUGGGAAAGUCUAUCAAAUCAAGGGGAUCACUUACACAGAUUAGCACAUGUGGGACAGUGUAUUAUUAUUGCGUUGAUGAAGACCUGACAUCUGACUGGAAUACCAUGUUUGUUUUGUCAAUUUCUUAGCAAUUACACAUUUUCUGCCGGAAUCAUUUGGCACAGAUUUUUUUAUUCACACAUACACACACUCUGGUGGUCAUUUAAUUGGAUUAUUUUUGCACUCUUUUGAGAUCGUUACCACAACUGGCAUUUAUCUUUACCUCGAGAUUAACUCUGACCGCCCGUUUAUGGUAUGCCUGUUGCAAGCUCAUCCAACAAUACACAUUUAUUUACCAAAUACCACCGAAUAUUGCAAGGUCUUGUUGCUCUUAAAUAUGAAUGGAAUACAAAUUGUAAAAAGUGAAAUGAUCAUAUUUUCUUUUAUCGGUUUGCAUUCUAUUUGAAUGAAAAAUAUUAUUUUUGAAUUGCAUAUACAUGUACUUAUAUUUAUAUGUUUAUGGAUUGAUGAAUAAUUUUGUCCACAAUAGUACAUUAGAAACCUAAUAGAGUACUGAAUAUAUCAUUAGUGUUCGCACCAGACACAUAUCAAUGAGUUACAGCAGCAAUGGACUUGUCUUGAAGACAACCACUGCGUUUACGAACGAAUGGAACAUGUUCUUAUACUUAAGUCAGCUUUAUAGGGAUGUAUCAUAUGGCACAAGGGUCACGAGUCGUGCGUAAAGUUGUUCGUAACUUACGAACAGCUUUAUGACACGGGCCCCUGGGCUAUUGGGAAAUGUUUAGAACCAGUUUCAAUGGAAAGAAUGACUGUGCAAGGCUGUAACCUCUCACUUUUAAUACUCUACUCUUAGAUCUAUGCACUUCUUUGUUGAGAUUUUACAAUUUCUUCUUUUUACAAAAUAUCAAAUUUUCAGGAUUGUAAUGAUAAUUAUUAUAAACAUGAAUUUGUAAAGUGCAGCUUUUAUAUGAAUAUAUUCAGCUGCACUUGUUCAGAGCUCUUUUUUUAGUAUGGAAGGAUCCUGAAUCUUUGAGGAAUUAUAUAUACUGUUUUGAAUGGUGUUGAAAGCUCUUUAAAACUUGCAAAUGUUCAUCCGUCCCAAAGUGAUUCAUACAUUCUUCAACGUUUUGUACUUAUUUGUAAAUAUUAUAUUUGCUUAUUAUGUUGAUUAUAUCUAUUUGUCAAGUGUUUUGUGAAUAAAAAUUGUUUUUAUGUA
Lytechinus variegatus (green sea urchin) is the source of this 3944-nucleotide messenger RNA. RefSeq names its product sperm-associated antigen 6. Gene Ontology annotation, molecular function: microtubule binding. Bases 128 to 1672 code for a protein of 514 amino acids. The transcript is spliced from 9 exons. The record is from RefSeq and is a predicted model, not a curated record. NCBI's taxonomy places the organism in Eukaryota, Metazoa, Echinodermata, Echinoidea, Temnopleuroida, Toxopneustidae. Gene Ontology annotation, cellular component: microtubule cytoskeleton. Gene Ontology annotation, biological process: cilium movement.